UUUCAGAGGAACCUGAAGAAUAUUCAGAGAGUUUGAGUAGAGCUAAAUAAUGAUGUCUGAUUCCAGGGUGUCUUCUGUCAUCCAGGAGUGGGCAACCUCAUACCCGGGUCAGGCCCACACCCAGACCCUGAACCCUACCACAUCGACCAAUCAGAUGUCUCAGAUGGACAUGAUACUGUACAGCCAGUCUCAGGGAAUGAUGAGAGGGGGCAGUGACGACAGAGUGGCUGAGCAGAUGAUGGGUCUGCCUUACCUGCCGUACACGUCUUCCUGUCUCAGCAACACCUCCAGUGCUGGGAGCACAAACCACCAUCAGAGCCACGCCAACACUCAGCAGGACUUCUCCUCCUUCCUCCUGCCAACUCUGCGUGCCCCAGUAAACAAGAGGAGCAUCAGCAAGGACAGUGAUGAGUACCGCCAGCGACGUGAGAGGAACAACAUCGCUGUGAGAAAGAGCCGAGACAAGGCCCGCAGGAGGAUCCUGCUGACCCAGCAGAGGGCCAUGCAGCUGCAGGAGGAAAACCAGAAGCUGCAGAUGAGGAUAGGGCAGCUGACACAGGAGUUAGACACUCUCAAACACAUCCUGUCACAGCGGCACCUGCAGGGAGCUGAGGAGGGAGCACCUGGGGAGUCCAGUAUCUAGAACCACGUUUGUGUCUCAUUUUGGGCAUCAGAUUCAUUAUCAGCGUCUAGGCAGGCCUUAAAUACGCAAAGUCAAAUGCCUCCUUGUUUAUUCAAAAAUUGGCUAAAAAGGUUACCAUUUGUGAAAAAAGUCACAUUUAGAACAUUUGCAAAUGAAGUGUUAGGGGUUUUUUAUAGUUUCACACUGUAAAAUUGUGAAGGGGAAAGUAUAAAACACUGGCAGGGCUGUAGCUACCUUUGAGGACACUGAGGUCAUAUCCUCUCGGUCUCUCCUAAAAAGCAGCUUCUCACCUCUGGCAGACAUCUUGGGACUUUAGCCGGCUGAAAUAACAAAUGUCUCUACCACUUUUUAUCAGCUGUAACUAGUUGGUGCAAGCUAAUGUUACUGCUAACCCCUGUCUACAGCACAUUUUUGACCUAACCUUUGACCCCACUGAAGAAUGUAGUUAACCCCAUGUCUUUGAAGAUAGUGCAAAGUUUCUACUGUUGGUAGUGAGCUAGUCAGCUAGCCAUGCU
Messenger RNA from Epinephelus lanceolatus (giant grouper), 1158 nucleotides. RefSeq names its product CCAAT/enhancer binding protein (C/EBP) 1 (gene cebp1). Gene Ontology annotation, molecular function: RNA polymerase II cis-regulatory region sequence-specific DNA binding; DNA-binding transcription factor activity, RNA polymerase II-specific. NCBI's taxonomy places the organism in Eukaryota, Metazoa, Chordata, Actinopteri, Perciformes, Serranidae. The record is from RefSeq and is a predicted model, not a curated record. Gene Ontology annotation, biological process: regulation of transcription by RNA polymerase II; DNA-templated transcription; myeloid cell differentiation.